UCAACAGGACAACAUCUGUGGAGAAGAAUAAAGAGUGAGCGUUGCGGGCCCGGACCCUGGGCCCUGAUCGGGAGAGUUGGGAGCCGGGGAACUGGUGGAAGGAGUUAGUCUGGCGGAGAUUAAGCCGGUGAGGAGCGGGAGGCGGGCCGAUCGGAAACUCCGCCCCGGACUCAGCGAUAGCGAGAGGCGAGAAGGCGAAGCGGAGCCGGGGACGGCUCGAAGACACGGAACCGAGAAGCGCUCGGCGGCGGUCGGACUCCCCGGGCCGGGAUGAAGGGCAAGCUGUUCGUGGCGCUCACCUUCUCCUGUGUGCUCAGCGGGCUGCUGCUCUACAACCGCGCCGGCGGCGGCCUGGGCCAGUGGAAGCAGUCGGCGACCAUAGAGCGGGUCGUAGAUGUUUCAACUCCAGACAAUGUGACAGUGGUCCCCAAACCUUCCAAAGCUGGCCAGUUGGAAAAGUGUCCAAAUGAUCCACCGGAUCUUGUUGGGCCCCUGAGGAUCGUGUUUGAUGAGGAGCAGACGUUGGAAGAGAUAGCCAAAUUAAAUGCAUACGUGCAGUUUGGAGGACGGUACAAACCAGCGAACUGCACCCCUCUGCAACACGUUGCUAUCAUCAUUCCAUUCCGCAAUCGUGAUCACCACCUGAGACACUGGCUCUACUAUCUUCUCCCGAUCCUACGCCGGCAGCAGGGAGAUUUUGGCAUUUAUGUUAUUGAGCAGGCUGGUGACGGAACAUUCAACCGAGCCAAGUUGCUCAAUGUGGGAUUUGCAGAAGCUUUGAAAGAGAACGAAUAUGACUGCUUUAUAUUCAGCGAUGUUGAUAUUAUACCUGAGAACGACAGGAACCUUUACCGUUGUAGCGCGAAUCCGCGUCAUCUGGCCUGUGCUAUGGACAAGUUCAAUUAUCGGUUACCAUAUACUGGCUAUUUCGGAGGGAUUGUAGCUUUUACCAAGGAGCAGUAUUUGAAGAUAAAUGGUUUCUCCAAUAAUUAUUGGGGCUGGGGAACUGAAGAUGACGACACAUUCAUGAGAGUGAAACUGAAUGGCAUGACUGUUGACCGGCCUGAGAGCAACAUUGCAAGAACCAAAAUGAUACGACAUGAAAGAGACAAAGGAAACGAGGUCAAUGAGAAAAAUUAUGUUGUUUAUAACAGGAUGAAAUUCACAAGGCACCAUGAUGGCUACAAAUCCCUUAAAUAUUCAGUCAUCAAAAUAGAAAAAACCCAACUUUUCACGAAGAUUACAGUCGAUAUUGGAAAACCUCCAUCGUAGAGAAGUGGAAGAGUGCCUUUACCACCACCAUUACGAGUGGAAUUAACCAAAGAAGAGUGUGUGUGUGUGUGUGUGUGUGUGUGUGUGUGUGCGCGCGCGUGUGUGUGUAUACGCUGCCUCGGACCACUGUUCAGACACUUAAACACACGAAUGACACACAUGCUAAAUGACUCGAGUCUCCUCACUUUAAAGGAAGUGAUCCAUCGUCUCUUGCUUCUGUAGAUAUGGGGGAAGAGGCUAUUAAAAUGUGUCUGCCACAACCUUUUCUUGAGCAGAGAGAGGGCUCCCUAAUGCUGCUCAAUAAUGAAAAUAGCAAGAGGUUGUGAAUGAGCUCUUGCUCUUGACUCAGUGAUAUCUUGCAUUGAUUCUGUCAUUCAUUUUUCAAGUAUUUUUCACCUUUAGUUUGGAUAUAAAGGGGUGGGAUCUGUUGGAUUGUAGGAUUCAAGGAGGAUGACGACUUGCAGGUAACAUUCUCUCAUUUGCAGUUCCUUCUCCACCUUUAUCUGGCUAGUAACCAAGUCUAAAGAGGAGGGAUGAGAGUUCCUUGGUCCCUCUUGGACUCUAUCAACUCUUGGGAAUGGCCCGUGUUUUAUUUUGCUGAUUCAUUACUUUUAUUUUUCCUGGGUGACGUUAAGCUCAUUGUUGACAUGUGGGAUGGUUCUGCUGAUGAUGGGGAGCAGAGGUCUAUUGCAGUUUGUACAGGUUGACUCCACCCACUUCCUCACACCCACCCCCACCACCACCACUAAGACCACAGUCACACAUCCCAUCACCCAUGUCCAAAGUGACCUUGACUGUUGCAUCCGUCAUGCUGGCACUCAGUUCUCUGUCAAUUUGCAGAGGCCCUGUCUCUUUAAAGGUGCUGAUCAAUGUGGAGUAAUAUUCCUUUGGCACUGGUUACCCUGUUGCUCUUCACAGAAGUGCCCGUUUGUAGCAUGUGAUAUUCAAGAUCAGUGUAAUCCAAUAAUAGUAGAUUCAAGUCUCAGCUCAGAAGUUGAGAUAUGGGCUGUCCAAUCAGAAUUGAGGGGGGGAAGACCUGGCUGGAAUUUCUCUCGUUGUAGAGACAAGGUUACUCAGACACACAAUCGACCUUAACCAUCUCUGUACUGAGCCUGCAUUGAAUCUGUGAUCUUACGUAGCUUUCAGACUCAGUCUUCCACUGAGCAGAGUUGUUAUCAGAUGAGCACCUCGAAAUGAACACUAUGUGUUCUCCAACUUUAUAUUCCAUGUUUACAAGGCAUUCUGUAAAUUCCAUAAUCAUGAUAGUUGACCAACUGAAUUUCUGCUUUGCAUCCUCUUUAACGUCCUACAAUUUAUGUUUGAAAUAUUUGCCACUACAGCUACACUAUUUAACUGGGAUAGGGAGAGGUGAUUAAAGACUGAAAUCUUUUUAAUCCUCCAAAUAGAGUGUCCAUCCAUGUUCCUGGAGCAACGUUGUUCACAUUACUUCCAGUCAAUGGCAGUGAUGAAAAGCUCAUUGAAAGCAUGCUGACCAUUGUGCAACGUCUCUUGCUUUUGAGUUGCUGAACUGUUCGUAACUUUUUUUUUAAAAAAAAAGCAACAGUUGUAAAUGAACCAAAGAUAACUCUGCAAAAAUGUAUAAAUUAAACUUAUUUGUAAAAUGGAAUGAUAUUUAUUUAAAUGUACAGCAGAGCGAGAAAACAAACUCUGCAGGUUUUAUGGCGAUUGUAUUAUGAAUGAUAUGGGAGAUGUGUGAAAUAUAUUUUUAAUGGACUGUUGAUUAUUUUAUUUCUUUGUAGUUUUAUUGGUUCCAAGUUCUGAGAAAAUAUGACUCAGAUUUUGCCCUGACUGAAGUAAUAUUCAUCCACAUAUGCGGCAACCUCUGAUUCUCAUUUUUCUAACUCCACUUGCCCUGUGGCCUCAGUUGUUCAAUCCGGCAAGUAGCUGGGCCACCUAGAUUGAGAAAGGUCAACCUCCAGUUCCCAGUGCUUGCUGAAGCAAGGAGUAUAAGGGACACUGCAGAUGUCCUCUGGUGCAGGGGAAGAAAUGUUGUUCUUCUGAAAGCUCCGAAGUUUCCGGCUUCCAUUUAAAUUCUUGUUAAAACAUUGACUAAAACUUGUUUUCACCACCACAUCUUUACUUCGCAAACGUUUUCCAAAACCACAUGGCUUCCAAUUGAAAUUCCAUCUUUCAUGUUUCAGGUGCACUGGGAUUUAGAGGUAUGUUCAUGAUGUUCAACGUUCUUGAAUCAUUGUUCUCAAUCUCCUCUUACUCUUUCACUGACUCUUUCUGUCUCAAGGUGUCCCUAGACUACUACCUCCGUUGGCACGUUUGAUGAUUCAGGCAAGGAUGUUUUUUCAUUCCUUUCAGUGAUCAAAGAUUGCAUACCUAGCAAUGUGGAUUUACCCCUCCCUUCAAUAGUGAAAGCCCUUGAUGGAGUGUAUGUGGAGAGGAUGUUUCCUAUGAUGGGAGAGUCUAAGAUCGAAGAAUACAGACUCAGAAUAGAGGGGCAUCCUUUUGGAACACAGAUGAGGAGGAAUUUCUUUAGCCAGAGAGUGGUGAGUCUGUGGAAUUCGUUGCCACAGGCAGCUGUAGAGGCCAAGACUUGAUAUAUAUUUAAGGCAGAGGUAGAUAGAUUCUUGAUUGGUCAGAGCAUGAAGGGAGAAGGCAGGAGAUUGAAGCUGAGAGGAAAAAUGGAUCAGCCAUGAUGAAAUGGUGGAGCAGACUUGAUGGGCCAAAUUCUGCUCCUAUAUUUUACAGCCUUAUCUAUUCAUUGCUAACUAUUGUUUUGAUAUUGAUGUUCAAUGGUUCUAUUUAAUAUCAGAGAAUGUAUACAACCUGAAAUUCUUACUCUUCGUAGACAUCCACAAAACAGAAGAAAAACCCCAAAGGAUGAAUAACAGAAAAAAGUAGAACCCCGAAGACCCCCACACACACAACAGGCAGCAGAAAGCAUCAGCCACCACCACCACCUACCCACCACGCAAACUAUAGCAAAGCCCCCAAAGAGUUUGUGAUCUGGUCCUUCAAACACCACCGUUUGUCCUAACAGUUUAACAUCCUCCAGGCUCCCUGUCUCACUUAUCGGGGGUGGGUGGGGGGGGGGGAGAAAGAGUUAUCAUUCCUGUCGCCUCAAGAGGGGAAGCCGACAGCUUGCUGUUUCGAUGUUAGUCUGCAGCACCACAGUUAUUUUGAGUUUGCCCCAACUCGAGAAUCGGGAACAAACUCUCACCAUAGAGAGCGCGAUCACUCAAGUGCAGAGGCCUCUGAUGGCCACACCCACUCUCAUGGUGUUACAAUCUCCCUAGUGUUCCAUUAAUUUCUCACUGCCUUUACCCUCUCUCUAACCUACCCCUUCUGAAUUGGGAGUACUCCACUCACUAAGGACCAACUCCAACAUUGUCUCCAAUGCUGCUGAGGAAAGUGGCAUUGACCUCUGCCUCAGAGUUGGAUGGAAAUCCUCUGAAGCUUCUUUAUGGCUCCCUCUUAAAGAUGAUCAGACACUGACUUAAUUUCCUCUGGAGAAUAAUAGCCUUUGGCUCUGUACAUCUCCGAUCCUGGGGGCCCCUUUCUACCUUCUCCAAAGAUCCAUGAAAAAGACUUGUCUAGCAGAACAUUUCAGCCAGUUUUUGUUCCCAGAAACGGGCUGGCUGGUGGUGUAGUGGGAUUAGCACUGGACUUUGAGGGCUGAGUUCAAAUCCAGCCGGGUCCCAACCUGGGCAGCAGCAGUAUCUGUGCAGAAGAAAGACCUGGCAAUCUACUUCUGUAUCUUGCCACGAAAACUAUACUAACCAUAGGGUCAGCGGAGUCGAUGGCAUUCAACAACAGGAACAUGCUGCCAAAGGGUUUCGACCCGAAAAGUCAACUAUACUCUUUUCCUACAUGCUGCAUGGCCUGCUGAGUUCCUCCAGUGUCUUGUGUGUGUUGUGUGUUUUGCUCUGAUUUUCUCUUGUUUGUGAUGGGGAACAAUGCUGUUGGAGGAGAUUGAAACACUUUCAAUCACCCAAUAACAAGAUCCAGUGGAGUUGGUAAAUGCAAGGUAAAUUUUCCAUUAGCUUGCUCCAGUCUAAUUUCCUACUCAUGACUUCCUUUUCUGUCUUUCCAUCUUUUGGCUUCGAGUGGUGAGAAUAUAAUACCAAAAUGGGGAUGCUUUUGUAUUAGCCUGGGAAUGUCCAAAUGAGUUUAACAAGAGGGACUUUGAAUAUUCUGUAAAUUUCUAUUGGAUUGGUCUGUACUGCCAUUUAAAUCCUGCAGCUUGCCAAUUCUGUCCAAUUUAAGAAAUUCUGGAAAUAUUGAGUAGCACACGCAAAAUGCUGGAGGAACUCAAAGUCAGGCAGCAUCUAUGGAAGGGAAUAAACAGUUGACAUAUCGGCCAAGACCCUUCAGUAGUUCUGCAUAUGAUAUAUUAUUCUAUGCUUUCAUCAUUGGAUUACUUACAAAGUAAUUGAUGCAUUUUAGGCAUUUCUACCUAGGAUUAUGGAAAAAUAUGGUUUCAAAACUCCAUCAUUAAAUUUGAGGGAGCCUUACAAAAUAGAGGAAUAAAAUGAAAAAAGUAUUGGAAAUAGUCCAGAGGUCGGGCAUCAACUCUGGAGAGAGAACCAGGGUUUCAGUUCAAUGAUCGUCCAUUAGAAUAGGGAAGAAUUAGAACUGACAUUGGCUGGAAUUGCAGGGGAAGAUGUGUAAUCAUGCAUGGGGGAGGUCAGUGAUGGAGUGGGGGUACAAGUAGUUGGGACAGGUAGUGUUGGCUGAAAAAGGGGAGUGAAAACUAUUUAUUAAUGCGGGAGGCAUAAGAUGAAUGGAAUUUGAAAUGCCAUAAGAAGGAGAGAAAACUGAAUGAAAACUGGAAUUGACGACCAUCAGAAUUUGCUGAAUCCAGAAUUGAGUCCUGAAAGUUGUAACGUGCUAAGCUGGAGGAUGAGGUGCUUUCCUUGACCUAAUGUUGGAGCUUUAUUUGAAAAGUGUUAGAGGUCAAAGGUAGAUCAGAGAAUUAAAAUGAGAGGAAAGUGCAAGUUCAAGAUAAAUCUUGCAGUCCUAAUGAUCUGCAAACAGCACAAAAGAAGAUCACACACCAAGAAUUUAAUUCAGUAUACUAAACGGGAAGUUGUACUGAAAAGGAACUUGGCUGAAAGCAGCUUUUUGGGUCUCUAAGUGACAGUAAUGAAAUAAAAGAGCAGGUGAUGUAAUUUAAUUUGUUUUUGCAUAAAAGAGCUACAAUGUUUGGGGUUUGCUAAAUGGUCAAAGUUUUCCAUAUAGCAUGUUGUUAAAAUCAAUAUUACUACACUCUUUGGAAUUAAACAAGAUCUGCAAUGUUUGGGGUUUGCUACAGUCAAAGUUUUUCCAUAUAGCAUGUUGUUCUUUAAAUCAAUAUUACUACACUCAUUUUGGAAUUAAACUUGAAAUGCGCAAUAAAAAAAACAAAGUGCUGGAAACAUUCA
This is a messenger RNA of Mobula hypostoma (lesser devil ray), 6668 nucleotides long. RefSeq names its product beta-1,4-galactosyltransferase 2-like. The transcript has 7 exons. The record is from RefSeq and is a predicted model, not a curated record. Gene Ontology annotation, molecular function: galactosyltransferase activity. Bases 271 to 1272 code for a protein of 333 amino acids. Gene Ontology annotation, cellular component: Golgi apparatus. NCBI's taxonomy places the organism in Eukaryota, Metazoa, Chordata, Chondrichthyes, Myliobatiformes, Myliobatidae. Gene Ontology annotation, biological process: carbohydrate metabolic process.